AUGGCUCUCCACCUCUCUCUAUCCCUCGCAACUCUCAGCAAGCUCCUUCCUUCUGCUUUCUCUCCCAGACUACGUUCUGUCAUCUACUUGCUCAGGCUCUUCAUAUUCUUCGUUUCUUCUUUAUUCUUCUUCAUCGUUAUUCUUUCAUCUUUAUCUCGUUUUUCUUCUAUCUCUCUUCUUCACCAUUCCUUAUACUUUUAUCUCUUCUUCCUCAUCCAUUCUUUUUUAUUAAUAAAAAAAAAAACCUUCUUUUAUCACUUCUUCUAUUCGCCAUUCCUCUUUUUAUCUUCUUCUUUAUCUGUCUUCUUUUUAGUCGUUGCUUCUUCUUUUAACUAUCUUCUUCGUCAUUUUUUCUUUGCUUAUUUCUCUUUUUCUCCGCCACUCCUUCUUUUUUUUUCUUCUUCUAUCUUUUUCAUUUCCCUCAUUUGCUUCCCGAUUUUAUUGUACUUUUUCUUCGCUUUCCUUUUUUAUUCUUUUUCGUCUUCUUAUGUUUCUCCUCCUUUUUCUUUUCUUCUUCUUCUUCUUCUUCACUCUUUCAUUUUAAUUUUUAUUUCUUCUUCUCGUUUUUCUUUUUCGUCAUUCGUGCUAUUUUAUGCUUCUUUUUUCUUUCCUAUUCAUAUUUAUUCUUUUUCCUUCUUCCAUUAUUUUCAUUUCUUUUUAUUUCUUUCUUGCUUUUUUUCUUUUACAUAUUUUAUCUUUCUAUGCUUUUUUCUUUAUUUAUUUUCUUUCCUUCUACAUAUUUCAUCUUUCCACACUUUUUCUUCUUUCGUUCUCUUUCUUUCUUUCUCUCUAUCUCUUUCUUUCUUUAUCUCUCUCUCUCUUUCUCUUUUAAUUCUCAUGACAUUCAUCACUACCAGCAAUGACUGUAGCAGUAGUUCUGUAGCAAUUCAGCUACUUCUACUCUGCUAA
Molecule: messenger RNA, 909 nt
Organism: Acanthosepion pharaonis
Lineage: Eukaryota; Metazoa; Mollusca; Cephalopoda; Sepiida; Sepiidae
Source: the annotation of a GenBank genome assembly